Messenger RNA from Drosophila santomea, 1755 nucleotides. It is a transcript of the gene C901, whose product is annotated as protein jagged-2. Lineage: Eukaryota; Metazoa; Arthropoda; Insecta; Diptera; Drosophilidae. Gene Ontology annotation, biological process: cell communication; anatomical structure development. Bases 67 to 1746 code for a protein of 559 amino acids. Gene Ontology annotation, molecular function: signaling receptor binding. Gene Ontology annotation, cellular component: extracellular region; cell surface; membrane. The transcript has 8 exons. The record is from RefSeq and is a predicted model, not a curated record.
CGGACCUUCGACAAGAAAGAAGCUGCAGUCUCCACCGUUAAGAUAUUUAUAAAAACGGGCUUAGAUAUGUUGUCAGACAAAAAGGCGGCUCUCCUGCUGCUGACCGCGAUCACCGCCCUCAAAUUGCAGGAAAUAAAUGCCUACAGGCGCAAUUUCGAUGCGCGGCAAAGCAGUAAUUCCAAUAUUCCACUCUGGAAACAGCGAGCGUGUGAGAAAUCGCAGAAGCAGCGGCAAAAUGCACACUAUGUUUGCGAUGAAAAGGGCGACUUCAAGUGUCUGCCUGGGUGGCAGGGUGAUCUUUGCCAGGUGCCCAUGUGUCGCAGGGGCUGUGACCCCAUGAAUGGUUACUGCCAGCGACCCGGCGAGUGCAGGUGUCGCAUCGGAUACAGCGGCGAGCUCUGCGACAAGUGCAUCCCGCUUCCAGGCUGCCAACAUGGUGGAUGCACCAAGCCAUUCGAAUGCAUUUGCAAGCCUGGCUGGGCGGGACUCUUCUGCACGGAACCAAGUUGCCGUAGCGGAUGCCACAGCACCCGUGGAUAUUGCGAGGCGCCUGGGGAGUGCCGUUGUCGGAUUGGCUAUGCCGGACGCACUUGCUCCGAGUGCGCCACAAUGCCGGGCUGCCAGCACGGCACCUGCAACAAGCCACUGGAAUGCCUCUGCCUGCCCGGCUACACCGGUCUUCUGUGCCAGACGCCCAUCUGUGAUUCAGAUUGCAGCAAGCAGCACGGAUACUGCCGAAAACCCGGCGAGUGUCGCUGCAAAGUGGGCUGGACGGGCAGCCAGUGCGACAAGUGCUUCCCGUAUCCGGGUUGUGCCAACGGGGAUUGCGAGGCGCCGUGGGAGUGCAACUGCCAUCCCGGCUGGGGCGGAAUGCUGUGCGAUGAGAAGCUCACCUACUGCGUGGAGCAUCCGGACACGUGCGAAAACGGGGGCAAGUGCACAUCGCUGAGCCGCGAGGAUGGCAGCUACCAGUGCCAGUGCCGGCAGGGAUUUCUGGGCAAGAACUGCGAGAUACGCGAUGACUUUCUGCUGACCUCGGAGGCGCCGCCGCGUAUCACACCGCCCACACCCGCCGCACUCCAGCUAGAACUAGAUGGCGAACUGGACCAGAACGGGCAGCAGGACGUCGUCGGUACAGGUGUGCCCGAUGACAGCGCGCCAGGAGGCGGUCUGGUUGGGGAAAAGUUGCCGGCGGGUAACGAGCCGGAGCGCCGGAAAAAUGACACCACAACCGCAGGAGCUGGAGUGGGAGUGGGAGUGAGAGUGGGAGUGGGAUCCAUGAAUCCAGUACCCGGCAACACGAACGCCACAAGGACGACAAUGAUGGUGGCUGGAACUGGAACUGUCAGCCACAAUGCGACUAAUGAAGCGUUAAGCGACGUUACAACGAGGCGUGCCACCCCGAUUCCCCACACAUCCGGCGAAAAAGCCGGAAAGGGUAAUGCAACAAGUGUGGUGGCAGCGAAUGGACCCUCCUCGUCCAUCAGCACCAGCCAGGAGCAAACAAUAGUAAACUUGGCGCCAGCUGCAACAGGAGCAGGAGCUGGAGCAGGAACAACAACAGCAGCCACAUCCGUGACCAGCCACAAGGAUAAGCCAAAUGUGGCGGACGCGGAGGUGGAGGAGGAGGAGGAAGAUGACGAGGAUGAUGAGGAGGAUGAGGAUGGCGAGUACGAUGAGGAGGAGGAUGAGGACGAGGACGAUGAGGAGGAUGACAGCGAUCAACUCAUACCAAAUAUUAUAUAGUUAAGUUGC